GUUGCGGUUAUGGCCAAUCCUUUUGUGUUGUGCAACAAUUAGGCCAAUUGAAGGCAGGCAGGCCCUUUCGCCGAGUAUAUAAGCCCGCCUACACCGGCCCUAAGAGCAUCAGUUGUUCAACUCAUCCACUCGACUCAACAUGAAAUUGUUUAUCAUCGCCGCUGUCUUGGCUUUGGCCGCCGCUGCUCCGUCCAGCUACAAGCCGGAAUACAAAGCUCCCGAAAUCACCAUCGUCAGCCAAUCCGAUGUUCGCAACGUUGACGGCAGCGGUGCAUGGAGCUACGGUGGAUCUGACGGUACCACCCGUGACGAGUCCUACGCCCAGAAGCAAAUCUCUUCGCCAUCCAGCUACGGCAAAGAUGCUUACGGCAAAGACACUUACGAAAAGGAAUCCGGGGCUGGCCACACCAACAAGGGAAACUCUUACUGGGUCUCUCCCGAAGGCCAGCGCUUCACUCUGACCUGGGCCGCCGAUGAGGCCGGUUUCCAACCCAAGGGUGAACACUUGCCCGUUGCUCCAGUCCACAUUCCUUUCGACGGCAAGGGCUUCAAGAUCUAUUAAAUGAGCCCUGUCAUUGAACUUCGAAGACCUUGUCAACUUGAUUUGUAACCGUCCUAAAUUAUUGAUGUGUAAAAUAAAUGCAAAAUCAAACUCGCAA
Molecule: messenger RNA, 659 nt
Organism: Daphnia carinata
Lineage: Eukaryota; Metazoa; Arthropoda; Branchiopoda; Diplostraca; Daphniidae
Product: larval cuticle protein 65Ag1-like
Exons: 3
Coding region: 140-562 (140 amino acids)
Cellular component (GO): chitin-based extracellular matrix
Molecular function (GO): structural constituent of chitin-based larval cuticle
Source: RefSeq, a predicted model, not a curated record